GAAAAUAAUAUCGUUGCGAAAGAAAAAAAAAUAAUAAUACAAUAAUUGAAUUACUCAUAUAAUAAAUUUUUAUAAUUCAAAUGGAUUUUUCAAUAUACUUGGCUCUCUUAACGUGGCAACUUUAUAUCAACGUUCCAGCAAUAUCAGGCCAUGACGAAAAAUGUCCCUUUGAAAACACAGUAAAUUUAACAGAUCAACAGAAAUACGAAAAUGGAUCUUAUGUGUAUCAAGACAUUUUAAUACCACCCGAAAAACAGGAUUUAUAUGAUUAUAAUUUGAAAUUUGAAAGGGUCCUUGAAGCAGUUGCCGAGCAUCUAAGAGGUUGUGUUUGUGAGGAUCGACCCUGCAUGAAACUGUGUUGCAAAGUGGAUGAAUAUUUCGAUGAUACGGGGAAUAUGAGUAAAUGUGAAAAAAUAACUCAGGAAAUGAAAGUUUCUUGGAAAUUACCUAUACAGCUGGAAAAUGGAAAAACUAAAGUGGCGAAUAUAUUCAAAUACUUUACCACUCAAGUGGGUUUACCUUGCUGGAUGCCAGAGGCUCUAGAUGAUAGCCUUGAUAGUUGGAUGUUGCAGGAGAACGGAACUCUAUAUAUUGACACCGAUAAAUCCAGUCACGACACUUUGAACUAUUGUUAUUCACCACGCUGGAGCGACGUUUCUUCUGAAUACACACUAACACCAUUCACCUGUUCCAGUGUGAAUCAGGGCUCUUGGCAAUUACUCUUAAAUACAUAUGCCAUGGCCAUUUCAGUAUCAUUUCUAAUACCCACCAUACUGGUGUAUUUAGUAUUAAAAGAAUUAAGGGAAAAUCUGCGUGGUAAACUAUUGAUUUGUUAUCUUUUUUCAUUGACCAUGGGCUAUGGUAUUAUUAGUUUCAUAAAUAUCUCGGAAUUAAGUUUCGAUGUUAUACCUUGCAGUUUUCUGGGUUUCACAUGUUACUUUUUCUCUAUGGCGGCCUUUUUAUGGUUGAGCGUUUUAUGUUAUGACAUUUGGAAGAAUUUCAAAGAAACCUAUAUGCAGUUGAAUCCGAGAAAUAAUAGCAAACAGUUUAUUUUGUAUUCCCUGUAUGUCUGGUUGAGUGCUGGCUUGGCAACGUUUUGUAUUAUUUAUAUAGAACUGUCACCCACUGUGGAUGAUAUUUAUAAGACGGGUAUUGGUGGGGAAAUUUGUUGGUUGGAUACUGAAAAAUGGUCGGCGGCUAUUUACUUUUAUGGGCCCAAUCUAGUCAUUUUACUUUUCAAUUUUGCAACCUUUGGCCAUAUAACAGCUAGAAUCUAUAAGGUGCGACGCAAUGUAGCCAGAAUUACACUCAGCGACAAAUUCUUUCAAGAAAAUGCAAUUGUCAUUUUGCGUUUAUUUCUGAUCAUGGGUAUAUCCUGGCUUUUCGAUAUUGUAUCCUACUGUAUGCGUGAAAAUGAAGACUGGGACUUUUUGUUUGUAUUCUGCGAUUUUGCAAAUGCCAUUCAGGGAAUUUUAAUAUUUUGGCUGUUUGUGAUGAAACCCAAUGUUUUGAAGCUAUUGAAGAAGAGAUUUCAAAAGGACUCAGCUGACAAAGCUCGAAGUAGUGUUUCUAAAUCCACCUCUAAGCUUUUGCAUUUACAAAGUUCAUCUUCCGCAUCAAAAUAAAUAUUUGUUUUAUGUUUCUUAUUUUAAAAAUUUGCAAAUCAGUUUAUUAAUUUAGAAAGUUAACUUAUGCCAUAAACUGGUCUUUAUAAAUAUAGAUUUUUACUUCA
Messenger RNA from Calliphora vicina (urban bluebottle blowfly), 1732 nucleotides. Its product is annotated as G-protein coupled receptor Mth2-like. NCBI's taxonomy places the organism in Eukaryota, Metazoa, Arthropoda, Insecta, Diptera, Calliphoridae. Gene Ontology annotation, molecular function: G protein-coupled receptor activity. Gene Ontology annotation, biological process: cell surface receptor signaling pathway; G protein-coupled receptor signaling pathway. The coding region runs from base 81 to 1625 and encodes 514 amino acids. The record is from RefSeq and is a predicted model, not a curated record. The transcript has 7 exons. Gene Ontology annotation, cellular component: membrane.